AUGGGAGCCCAACGAAAGAGCAACCAUCAGACUCAGGAAAACGCCGCGGCGGCGUCCGGUCCGUCUCACAAUGCUGAAGGCGACUCCACAGGCUCAAAAUCAAAGCCGCCUUCUGAAGCUCGCCUUCCAUCGUUCAAGCGCGAGAAGGGCGUUUUGACUCGACAGCUUUGCGACUUGGGCUCAUCACGUCGUCAAGAUCGACAUCUUGCUGACAAGACGGACAUCCUCACAUCAGAAGAGCACAAACUCGGCGACCUCAACGUCGUUGCUGCGUACAAGGCACACUUUCGCGAGUCGCCGUUCGAGUUCCUGCAGCAAUUCGUAGCCUAUGGCCAGGGAACCGGUUGGCGUGGCUACUCCAACUACAUCGGUGCACCCAUCCUGUACACUGGCUGUUCGGAGGAAAGCAUUCGAACCGUCAUCAACAGCGAACAAGUGCAAGAACGCAUUCGCAAGCUCGCUUCCAGUCGUGUCGACCACCUUCUACCCGAGCAACCGCCCCUUCUGCCGACGGGUCCCACAAAGACGCAAAAGAACCUCGCCAUCUUCAAGGAGCGCAAGAAGCGACAGAUCGAAAAACAGCUCAGAGAUGAAGCGCUCGCCAUCUUGCAAGUCAGUGUCGCCCGCGUCGACUCGCUCUCUUUCCUCAAGUUCUUCGCCGCGACGGUCAACAACAUUUUGGCUCGAAUGUACCAUCAGGGUAUUCACAUCAGUGUUCCGCAGGUGCUCGAACUUCGCAGAGUGGCUGCUUACGCCGCUGAGCGCAAGCAGAGCAUCCUCUUCCUGCCCUGCCACAAGUCACACAUCGACUACCUCACCGUCUCGUGGCUCAUGUUCCGCCUCGGUAUUGCGUUGCCCCACAUCAUUGCAGGAGAGAAUCUCGAUCUGCCCGUUCUGGGCGAUGUCCUUCGCAAAGGUGGUGCGUUCUUCAUUCGUCGAACCUUCUCCGGCGACCAACUCUACCCCGCCGUGAUCAAGGAAUACGUCGAGACCCUGUUGGCGAGUGGAAAGAACCUCGAGUGCUUCAUCGAAGGCACGCGCUCCCGAACAGGUAAACUUCUGCCACCCAAGCUUGGUAUUCUCAAGUACGUGGUCGAAGCGCUUCUCAACGGUCGAACAGACGAUGUCUGGAUCUGUCCUGUCAGCUUACAAUACGACUCCGUCAUCGAGUCAGAGACGUACGUUUCGGAGCUUCUUGGCAAGCCAAAAGAAGCUGAAUCGCUGCUUGGCUUGCUGUCGGGGAGCUCGUCACUGCUCCAGCUCAAGAUGGGUCGUAUCGACAUCCGCUUCGACGCGCCAUGGUCGCUGCAAGGCUUCAUCAAGGAACAGAAGGAGCGCAGAGCUGCGCCAGGCUACAAGGAUGAAAAGGUAGAGCUCGAACUAGUCAACAACGACGUUCACAAGGUGCUGCUCCUCAAAGCUCUCGGCUAUCGCGUCCUUGCCGACAUCAACAAGGUCUCCGUCGUCAUGCCAGCAGCCCUUAUUGGUACUGUGAUCCUCGCUCUGCGAGGACGAGGCGUUUCGCGAAGUGAGCUCAUCCGCAGGGUCGAUUGGUUGCGUCUGGCCAUCGUCAACAAAGGCUUUACUGUGGCCGACUUUGGUAUCAUGAACACGGGCGAAGUUGUCGAUCGAGCUCUCAGCACUGUCAUGAAGGGUCUCAUCGCCGAGGAGAAAGACGUCAUGGAACCCACUUUCGUUCCCGUCAAACGCUUCGAGCUCAGCUUCUACCGCAACCAGGUCAUUCACAUCUUUGUUUCCGAGUCGCUCGCUGCAGCAGCUCUCUAUACCAAGGUCAAGCAAGGUGGAACAGCACCGAUGCAGAGAAUGACAAGGAAGGACCUUUUGAGCGAAUGUCUCUUCAUCUCAUCCGUGUUGCGCAACGAGUUCGUCUUUGGUGUCGACUCGCUCGAGAUCAACGUCGAUCGCACUGUCGACGGCAUGGUUGCGGACGGCAUCUUGGAGAAGCACCCCGACAUCGAGCGCGAACAAGGCGGCUCGAUCGAGUUGAGUGCUCGAGAGCGAGAGAACGGUCGAGAAAACUACGAUCCCUUCCUCUUCCUCAUCUGGCCUUUCAUCGAAGGCUACUGGCUCGCAGCUGUCUCGCUUCUUUCGCUCAUCCCGCAAGGCGCCGAGAUGAAGGGCUACCCACAAAACAAGCUUCCCUGGUUUGCGGCCAAGGAUUUCGAGAAGCACACUCAGCUGCUGGGCAAGACCUUGUACGCGCAGGGCGAGCUCUCGUAUCUCGAGUCAAUCAAUGCAGCGACACUAUCGCAGGCCUUCACGCGUAUGGAGGAGAUGGGCAUGAUCUUGCGCAAGAAGUCGUCGCAUCAGAAGCCCGUGCCAAUCAUGGCGCUUCAUCCCAACUUUUGGCUAUCACAGACUUCCAAGCUUACCGACUACAUCGACCACCUCUCACAAUUCCGACGAGAGGGCAAGGACCGCCGAGAGCAGAAUGUGGGUCGCAAGGUGCGCAAGUACACCUCGAUGUACGCUCCAUCUGUCAUCGAAGAGUCUGACGUCAAGCAGCGACAGGCGCAGUUGUAG
Messenger RNA from Ustilago hordei, 2544 nucleotides. RefSeq names its product related to bacterial glycerol-3-phosphate acyltransferases. The record is from RefSeq and is a predicted model, not a curated record. The coding region runs from base 1 to 2544 and encodes 847 amino acids. The transcript has a single exon. Gene Ontology annotation, cellular component: mitochondrial membrane. Lineage: Eukaryota; Fungi; Basidiomycota; Ustilaginomycetes; Ustilaginales; Ustilaginaceae.